Messenger RNA from Psylliodes chrysocephalus, 13628 nucleotides. Lineage: Eukaryota; Metazoa; Arthropoda; Insecta; Coleoptera; Chrysomelidae. The record is from the annotation of a GenBank genome assembly.
CCUAUGAUAAUGCACAAUUAAAAGAAUAAAAUUAGAUACAUAUAAAUAAUCUGAAAUAAAUAUUUAUAAACUAUAAUUUAAAAUAUAUAUUACAAUUCAUAAGUCUUGAAACUAGGUUUCCACUCAAUCUUAAUCAUAUAAUAAGGUGUCAAAUGUUGAUGUCAAAAAUAAUUCCAUAAAUUAGUGAAAAACUUUAAAUUGAAAUAAAAAAUGUUAUAAGUUUUUAUAGUUUAACAAUUUGUUCUAUUUUCUACAUCUAUACGUAAUAUUCGACACUAAGGUAAGAUGGCAGCAUCAAUUUUUUUAAUUAUUGCAUUUUGGCAUAUAUAAAUGUAAAAAUUAAAUUAAAUUGUUAAAUUUUUAUCGGUUUUGUUGUAAAAUUAGUCCAACUCAAUUUUGACAAAAUAAAAUCUCUUUGAUCUACUUAUGAUUUCGACACCUUACUAUAAACUUACGAUUUCCAUGUCCAUAAUAGUCUUCAGAGUAUUUUGUAUCUUUACACUAACUAAUCCACCAGUAAACUUUCAGAUGGACCACUUAGACAAAAGUUACAUCAUUUACCCUUAACAUUAUUAACAUAACAAAUGUUAAUAUUUAAUUUUAUUGCAUUAUUAGUAACAAUAUUUAAAAAGGUACUAACAAUUUUCUUUAGAAGAAUUUUACGUUUUUAUUGAUUUUCGUUUUUUUUUUUGAUAAAAGAUUUGGCUAACUAUACAUCAUGUUCCCGAAUUGUAGGACAUUUUUAUUUGAUAUAUAAAAAUUCGUCCAAGUGGCAAAUAUUUUAUUUAUUAUUCUACAAGACGUAUAAAUCUUAUAAGAUAAUACAUUUGGUUAUUAAGAUAGUAGGGAGCAUUCGUCUAUUUUUUUACUUUAAAAUCCAAAACUUUAUAAAUAAUUUCUGUUUAUAAAAAGUAUAUUGUAAAACCAAAGAUCUUUUAUUGGCGUUGGACUUAUUUGUCAAUUUUUUUUUAUAGGCAGUUGCAAAAAGGUUCAUUAAAUUGUAUGGGUCUGAUAAACUUUGACAGUGAUCUGUCUAAAUGUCAUCUAUUGAGACCUACUUAUGUUAAGACCCAUUUGAUGAUAAUUUAAGCAAAUAAUAGAAUGUUGUAUAAAAAUGGAUAAAUAGCAAUGCACUAACUAAAUUUAUGUUUACUACAGUAAUGAUAACUGAAUUUCCUAUCUAGAUAAAAGGUCUUUGUUAAAUUAUUAAAUUAUUUUUUUAUAAACAGAAUAGGCCGGUAAUCACUACAAUUUUUUGUGUCGCUGACAACUUCAGCUGUCCAAUAGUAUAUACAAAAAAUUUACUUAUCCCAAUUAAGCCCCCUACUUCUUAAGUGGAAGAUUUUUUUAAUACGACUGAAAUGUUUUAAAAAAUGGUGUUAAAACAAUGAUUGCCCAAUAGGAUUAUAUUAAACACUAGUAGUAGAAAAACAUUUUCUUCAUAAGAUUCGACAUACUGCGAGUAUUUUAGACCUUAGUUUACCUUCAAUUCUAGGAUAGAUAAAGGCACCAGUACAACUGAUUUUUCAGUAGGAGUAUUUAGUAAGUAUGCGGCGUGAGACAAGUGAUAAUCUGUUAAGUUUCAGAAAUUCAGAAUUUUUUUCAGUGUCAAAAAUGAAUUCAUGACUUUGAUUCACCCCGCAUACAUUGAUUAAAGGUAUAUAUUGCGAGAUUUCAGGAAUUAUUGCUUUUUAUAAUUAAGAAGUCUCAGUUUUGUUGUAUGAAACUGGACGAUGAUCAAGGGUUCGUUUUUUCGUAGAGCAUUUGAAAUUGUGAGAUUGUCAGAAAAUUGCUGUUAAACUAAUAAAAUAUUCUGAACUAUAUUGUAAUACAGAUUCUCACCUCCCUUAACAUUACAUAGCAUUUAAUAAAACUGGACGUCGAAUACUUUGUUUAUACAAUUUAAGGAGCUUUGUAGCUGCUGGGCGACCAGUCCAUACAAUGAUGUAAAAAACGUGUAGCAUUUCAAAAUCGGAAUUAAUAUGAAGUCAAAAUAAAAAUGUAUUGACAAAUAAAACUGGUCAAUUAGCAGCAUAUGUAGAUGAUGUAUAUAUAUAGUGUGUUCCAUAAAGUUGGAUCAAUAUGGAUUUUUUUUUAAAUAUUAUAACUGAAAAAAACCUAGACUUUUUUAAAAUUUAAAAUAGUCGAUAUUAAAGUUGGCUUGGCUAUCUGUCAAAUUUCGACACUUUUUUGAAAAAUGAUUUCUUUUUUUUUUAAAUGUGAAUUUGACAGAAAUCUAAUGUCAGUAGCCAACUUUGAUAUGGGCUCUAUUAAGUAUAUAAAGAAGCAAAGGUGAAAAAAAUCCCAUAUGGAACCAACUUUAUGAAAUACACUGUAUCUAGUGAUCCACAAAAAAUAUUUCGACAGUAGGCUUUGAAAACGCUCACUUAUGUCGUAAUGUACAAUUUUCUUCUGUUUAAGUGUAAGUUUGGAUUUAAUUCAGAGCCGUGCAUUGGUAUCAGAGACAUAACUGUCAAACAUUUUUCGUGGAUCAAUUUUUUAGUAUAAAAUGGAAGUUGGAUACAUAAAACCCAUUCAAAAUCUUAAAAAAUGUAAGGGAUAUUGCAUUGUCACAAAAAGAACUAGCAGAACACAAAAUUUUGUAAUUUGACGUACAGAUGAGGAAAACGCGAAAAAACUUAACCGACCAUCAUUGACAUGAUAGCCAUCUGGGAGUGAAAUCAAGAUGUAUUAAUAAAAAUUAAAUUACUGCUAAUACGCCACCCAUCAAAUCCUACAAUGGAACAUAGAAAUUAAAGAAAAAUUCACAUGGUGUGUUGUGAGAUUCGAACCACCAUUACCGUUAAAAGCCAGUAAAUGAACUACAGCGCCGAUAACAUACUGGGGGUUGUAAAUUAACAUGGUUGUAGAGAAAAAUUAAUCAAGUUUUAGAGAUAAACACAAUAACGAUUAUUGGACAUUUCAUGGCAUCCAGUGUGGACUAGUAAGGGUGAAAUCUUCGUGGAUGGAACUAAUUUGUUUCUGAAACAAGAUAUUACCGAACGACGUGUGCACUAGUACAGAUGUUGAAUGUCAUUGUACAUUUCAGUCCAGAUAUACUAUUAUUUCGCGACGAUAUUUAAGAUAGAAAAAGAUUUUAGAAAUGCACAAUCUUUUCAUCCAAUCUCAAAUAGCAAUUACUCUACGAAAAAACUCGUUCUGUACUAUCUACAAUAUUUACCAAUCAUCAAUAGAAAAACAGUCAGUACUAUAAAUAACAGCAAAUACAAUAUUUCACACAAUAAACAAAAACGAAAAAAUCAAGAAACAAUUAUAAAAAACAUCAAUUUUACACCAUUAAUCAAACAUAUCAGAUGCAGCUUGCCUUUUUUUUAUAUAUAUAAUAUAUUUUUGAUUUGUUUAUCAAAAAUACUCUACUCCUCAAAGUAGGAGAAUUAUUUUAAAAAAUUAGUUUACAUAAUAAUUGUUCUAACAUUUAAAAAUGGAUACAAAAUUCUUGGAACAUUCUUUUACAAAAAGGCUUUGCCACCGUUUAAUUUUAAGUUAGUUAAUCUCGCAUUGAUAUUUUUUGGUAUUGUAAAAAAAGUUCAUAGCAAAACUGAGUGGCAUAGUUUAUAAUAUGAAAAUGACUUCGUUUUAAUAAGACCAGAAAACAAUGCAGAUAUUUUUGAAAACAUUGUAACACGAAAAACAGUUAUCUUCUUUAUUUUGAAUAGUUCUUUACAUUUUCAACUAGUCAUCGUGAUUCUUAAUAAAAUGAAAUCAAUCGGGUAUACAGGAUUGGACCAAAUUUACGGAAAGCCAGAUUUCUGGCUUUAUUGGACAAGCAACAAAGAAAUGCUCAGUAAGGUCAAUUUUGUUUUUUAGAUGUGCAUUUUUUGAUAAAGGUAUAUUUUUCUAACGUCAUUAUUUUUUUCAAAUGAGAAAACCACCAAUUAAAAGAAAACUUUUAUUUGACGUCAUAUCUCGAAUAGCAAUGUCGUCAAAAAAAUAUAACAUUCGUAUAAAAAAAAGAACUUAAAAAACAAAAUCGAAUGAUCAGAGCAAUUUUUGUUACUUGUCCAUUAAAGUCGAAAUCCGGUGUUGCGCCAAUUUCACCCAACCCUGUUCUAGAUUUAUUCAGGUAAAAAAGUUGGAAUAUCAUGUAGAAAAAGAUUAUAAAAUCUUGGCACAUGAGUAAUUUCAUAACAUUAUUUUUGUCCGUUUCUUUAAUAUACAGAAUGUUAGGUAUAACCGCCUGUAUAUUUCUUAACAAUAUGACAUCCAUGACAUAUCACUUGAUAAACUUAAAAACAUACAAAUAAUGGCAAUAGAAAAUACAAACUUUCAGAACAUAAUAAAUCAAUCACUACCAAUGACAAAAAUAGCAAUGUAUUUCAAAUAAUUUGAACGUUUACAAAGAACAAAUCAGUUGAAAUCGUUCAAAAUAUUGAAGAAAAAAAAUUACAACCCUGUCCGUCUGAUAAUUACUGAGACAAUCUAUAAAAUCUGUAAAAAUUAAUAUCUUACAGAUUCUGUAGCAUAUAGAUUUCUCAGAAUCGGACCCUAUAUUUAAAUUACUUCUGCACCAGCCUUUACACAUUAAAUUUUAAUUUAUGCAGUCUCAUACAUAUUGUGAAAUUAUGUUGAUGUAUUUAUCAGAUUUUAGCAUUAAAAUAUAAUGAGAAUUUCAGAAUAACCUCACAUAAUUCGGAUUGGUUCUCAGAAUAAAUUUAAUUCCAGAUAAAUAUCCAAAAUCACCGUUUCACCAUCCCUCAUACAGUCCAAACGAUUUAUUUUUGUUAAUUUAAAAACGAUUUGAUAUAGUAAAAAUUUUUGUACAACUAAAACUUUGUGAGGUCACUCUGUAUGCAAUUAUAGAGAUCGCCAUACAAAAAAAUUCAAUAUUUUUUACAAUAACGUAUGAGUAUCAUACUAUUGUGUAAAACAAGAAACCAUUUUUGAAAUAUUGGGAUUUUUUUUUCAGAAUCUUUUUCGUAUAAAAAUUAAUUAAUUAAAAAAAAAAUAAAUAAAUAUAUCUGACUAGUAAGCAGUGAUGAUAUAAUCCAAACUUUUGGAUUUCAAAUAAAUGAUAUUUAUGACUAUAUUUUCACAAAAAAUCAUACUAGACUAGACUUCAAAUUUAACGAUUUUAAUUUGUAGUGGUACAAUUUGGAAAAAUGAGAAAAUUACACUGCAUAUCAAAAUACGAUCAAAGUUAUAUACGGUAUUUUUGAUAAAUAGCGUUUAAGUUUAAUUUCCUACACAAAAAUCAGUAGAUGUUAAAUCCGGCGAUCUAGCAGGUAAUUGAACCCAUUGUAACCUGACUUAACAUCUAUUUUUAUAGAAAUAAAUUAAGUGUAAAUUGACUAAAGGGAAUAAACAUUGAAUCAAAAGUCAUGCUGCUUAAUUUCUCCCUUAUAAACGAAAUAAUUUUCAAAAAUUAUACAGUUAAGUGUUUUAUUGUAAAAUUCACAUACAUGGAAAAUAUUGCAGAAUUCUGACAAAAAUAUCGCCGAGAGCAAACCAAAAACAAUCCAUUCAUACGCAACUAUUCAAAUGGCACUAAAUUAUUAAAUAAAUAAUAAAGUACAAAAUUAACCUUAAGAAAUAUUGCUAUGAAUAUUAUAAAUAGAGAAAAGGGAUAUAAAAUAUAGAAAAAAAAUAAAGAUAAUAAACUAAAUAAACUCGAUAAAGUACCUUAGACAUCUAGAUUGUGUUUUAUAAGGAGGAACGCUUUUUUUGUUUUAGUUGGCAGUUAUAUGUUCAAGACACCACGAUCAAUGAUAUGAUUCUGAUCCCAGACUUUAGCCUAAUUCACAAAGCUAUUUAAAUAUUCACGAACCUCUAAAUACAACAUCAAAUAAGAGAAAAAGUAGAGUUGGACAAUAUCGUGAUUUUUGAAUUACACUGUGAAUCGUUACUGUGAUUAGCAGAAUUCAAAUAAAUGAUGAUAUAUUUCCAUUAUAUUCGUUAUUUUUCAUAAAAACACUUAUGAAAUAGAACAUAUCAAGAAGGUCAGCACACUGAUAUCUUUAAAUAUCAGUAAUUAAAUAACAGUUGGUGAAAUAUCACCCAACUUUAUUAUACAUUCAUUGUUGUUUAUGGUCUGUAACUUACAGGUACUUUUAGAGAUCGUUUGUGAAUUAGGCUCUAUAUUGCAUAUUUUAAGAAAGUCUUCGAAAACUACUCUUCCAAAAUUUGAACAGUUUAAUAUUACAUGUUAUUAUCAUUGGAGAUUAUUAAAAAAAAAUAGUAAUUGUUUACCAAGUAGGAAAGAAAAGAUUCCUGGAUGACUGUGAAGAUUGCUAAGUCUCGGCUUGCGCCUCGACUUAGCAACACAGAGUCCAGGAAUGUGGCUUUUCCUACGAGGUAAACAUACUAUUUUUCCGCAAAUCAUUUAAAAUUUGAUAGAUAUUAAUUAAUUUUGAAAAAAUUGCGAAUAAUUUUAUUCACAAAUAAAUGGUGCUUUGAAAUUCGUAAUAAAAUUGGUUGCGUUACUAUGGAAACGUUUUAAUGUUUAAUUGUCAAACUAAAGAAAAAGUCAAGAUUUCCUGUUAGGAAAUCUUGACUUUUUCUUCAAGAAAUUUUGUUUGGAAAGUCAAAAUUUCCUAUCGAUUUGCGGAAAAAUAUAUUAAUAUAUCUCCUACUUUGAAAAUUAAGAUUUCAUUCAAAAAACUUGUUCCGAGAAGACAUAGUUCCUGGAACUAUGCAACCUAGCAUAAACAUGCAGAGCUGAUAGGGAGUUGCUUUGUCACUAGAGCGCGCUACUGAGACGAGAGGUACGCAUGAUAAUUAAACUUUAAGGCCUGUCACUAUAAUCAAAAAAUAAAAUGUACACAAUUUUUACCCACACGCCACAUUGUCGUAUCUAAUAAGAUUGGCCUCAAUGGCAUGUGAUCCGGUAUAGUCUUAUUUUUUAACUAUUGAUUCAAUGCUCUUUUUAUAAGCUCUUUAUUUUACUUGAUUAUUAUAUAAAAUAACGUCCAAAUAUUUGAUUAUAACCACAAAGGUAUUGGAUGAAUACAUACACUUUGUUUACAUUAAGUUUGUUCGCAACAUAAUCGUGAUGAGAGCAACCUUACAUGUUGUCAAAUCUCUUUUUUCGAAAAUAUUGUAUUAUAUUUUGUUUAUAUUCCCUAUUAAAAAAAAAAAAAAAAAAAAACUAUAAGUAAUUAGUUGCAUAAAAAGGGUACAUUAUACAAUUUAUUCUUGUUUUAUGUAAAAUAUAUUGUUACGCAGCACCCUGCAGCUGUUAUAGGAAACGUACGAAUACCAUAAAAGAAGUGCAAUGUUACUCAUCGCCCUACAGUGUGCUGCGGUCGUCAUAAGUACUAGUAAAAGAAGAUAGAAUAGUCCAGAAAUGUCAUUCCACGUCAAGGAAAAGUCUAGACAGUUCCAGAAUGUUCGAGAAGGUUAAAUGUUAAUGUUAUCAGUUGGAGUUAUUGUAUCAGUUGAAUUGAGUUAUUGUAAAAGUUGAGUUAAAAUAAAUUGUGAUACCAAAAACUAGCGUAACAAUAUUAAUCCUUUUUAAUAUUUUCAUAAUUAUUUUAACAUUUUUAAUGAAAAUUAUAAAAUAUAUUAAUAUGUAUAUGUCGUUUUUAUAAGGAUAUAAUUUGAUUUAAUCUUCAUGUAUUUUUUAUUAUUGAGACUAGAAUAACAAAAUCGUAAUUUAGCCCUUAAAAAUACUAUCAAACUUGUUUCUCCAAUUUAAAAUAUUUUAUUCUAUAAAAAAAUAUACAGAAGGCAUUUCAAACAGCCUUUGCAUAUUGGUUAUCAAGAUUUUAACGUUAUAUUGUAUAAUUUUUUAUAAAAUAUAAAUGAACCCUCCUGAAACAGUACGUCAUUGUGUAUUGUACCCUUUCUCUGUCUGGUUUAUGAUGCGGACAAAACAAUGCAUUUUUUAUGCUGUGAAGACAGGGCUCUCUUAGAUAUUGUUAUGUCUAUGAUUAUAAUGCUUUUUGAUAGCUGGUCAGAUGGACCUCAUGUCUCAGUCGACGUUUUCUAAUAUUCAACAAAAUAAUGUACUGAUGAUAGAUCUGGACAGGGAUUUUUAUGUGCUUACUCAACACGUAACGAAUUGAAUAGAAAGACAUUACAUACGAAUCGCAUUCUGUGGAACGAAGAUAGUCGUCUCAACACGUACCGAAUUGAGAAAUGAGAAUCCCAAUGCAGGUGACCAAUAAAUUAACGGCUGCAAUCCUGAUUUUUAUCUGAUGAAAAUUACUUAAGAACGAUUGACAUUUGAGAAUUUUUAAAUAUUAACAAUUAUCAAAUUGUCUUUAUUUAUGACCUGUAGAGUAUUGUAUUAUAAAUAAAUAAAUAAAUAAAAACUAAAGACAAGUAGGUAUGGAUGAUAAUAAUAUAAUUGCUGUUGUGGUGAGCCUAAUGAAUCUAAUGAAAAGAAUUAACAGGGAUUUAUCUAGAGAACAUUAUAAUUUCCAGUAACAUAAAAAAAUUAAUAAACGUAUAGCUUUUUUCUAUUUCAUUAACUGUCUAAUAAUUAAUCUAAUUUAAGGUUAUGUCACGUGACCAUCUGAGAAUUAAGUUGAAUUUAAGAAUAUGAUGUUAUGUUAUGUUGAGAAUAUGAUGUAUAACUCGUCUAAAAAUUGUUGAUGGAUAAAAGAACAGUUUUGAUGAAUGUUGGAUGGCAUUGAUGAAUAUUAGAAAACGCCUAGUAUCACCAUCUGGUAAGUGUUGAAAUUUUACCCCUCAUUGACUAAAUUGAAAUAUUUUUGACAGAAAAAGUAAAUAAAUUAGUAGUUUUACUUUUUGGUGCAAAAGAAAAUAAAGAUGUUUAAAAGUUAAGAUUAGAAAAUCACAAAUGUCAGUAGUUCUUAAAUAAUUUUCAUCAGAUAAAAAUCAGGAUUGUAGCAGUCGGCCAUUUGUUGGUCAGGUCAUCAGUACACCAUUUUGUUUAAUAUUAGAAAAAGCCCUAUCUAAAUAAGAUACAAAAUAGUCAAUAAAUUGUACUUCAAUAUUUUGGAGAGGUAGUUUUGCGGAGAUAUUUUUUUUUAGGGAACUUUAAUGCCUUAGUUUUAAAAAAAUAAAUUAUAAAUGUGAAUACUUAUUAUUUCAUUAUUCUAUUAAAAAUCUGUCUAAUUCUUGCUAACUAAAAAAAGAAUAAUAAAAAAUUGUAUUAGUAAAAUCUAAAUACGUAUAAUGUGCGGUGUUGAUCCCUAUUUUUUUUUAGGGAAUGUUCACUUAAAAUGGAAAAAAAGAAACAAAUUUAAUUGUUAAUAUAUAAACUGGCCUAUAUCCAAUACCCGUAAACAUGUUGGUGUCUGAUUUUGAAAACAAAAAAGUCAAUAAAUAUUGUCAUAUUUGCCAAACUGGUAACAUUGCUUUGACAUCAGUCAACAAUAAACAGAACCUCCAAGUAAUGACUAUUAUUAUAAUAAUAAAGGAGUUAAAGUCCCUUAAACCAAAUUUUAAAAUUUAACUAAGUCGGAAUAUAUAAAAAAAAACAUUCAAUAUGAACGCUUUUAAAUUUUACAUUUGUAACAACAAAUGUUAUAAAUGAUUAUUGGAAGAUUGUGGCUAUGAAUUGCAUGUUAGUUACAACCAUCAAAAUGUUCGCUAAAAAAUUUCCUGUAUUGGUAAACUUGCUAUAUGUGAGAGUGUUGGAAUCACAAUAAAUAUAUUACUUGGAUAAUAAUGAUUUUGAGAGCCAGGGAUUUUCUGAAGUAAAUGCAAAUUAUAAUACUUUUAGAAGAAACAAUAUCUCUUUGACAAUGAUCAUUUUAUUGUACCGUUCAGGAAAAUAUACACGGUGGGGCAAAUUUAAUUAAAUUCUAUUACGAUUUCCCAUUACACAGUUACAAUCUUAUGAACUAAUGAAAUCAGAAAAUGCUUAAAAACCGUUUCUAGGGUACGAAGGGGUAACUUAAAUGACAAAAUGUAGAAUUCACUCCCAUUAACUCCUUAUGCACCAUUUACCUCAACAAAAAAAAAAAAUAGCAAUCGCCUAUACAGGGUGGUUCAAUAGUUCAUAGUAAAAGAACCUAUUUAAAAAGAAGAUGGAAUGUAGUAUCUGAAUUAAAUAUUCCUAUACCAGAAAUACAAAAUAAUUUGUAAUAACUAAUAAAUACAAUUUUUCUCUACUCAAUCUUGUAUCACACUAUAUUGUUUUUAUGAUUUGACAACUCUAGGAAUUUUCGUAAGCACGGUCCUACUCAUUUGCCUCAAGAAUUCGUGAAUUUUUAAAUUUUCAAGACGAAUAGGGACAAAUGGACGCAGAAAAUGGCCUUGACGAGUUCCAGAUUUGGGGGGUUUUCAAAGAGAAUGUCUAUGGCUAAAAUGACGAAAAAAUUCAUGUCUAAAAAUGUAAUUUUGGAACUCGAUUUGAAAGUUAGAGGUGAGAUUGACAGCUGUACAGUUUGCAUUAGUAAACUGUUUAAAGUAGACGGGCCAUAUUUAGGUAACAAAUAUUUCACCUCGAAGGACAUAGAAUUGUAUAUAAAGGGUUUUCCAAUAAGAGUUUCCGGAUAUUUUUGUUUGCUACUUUUUUUGUCACCAACCUUUUAUGUGGUAUUCUUUUUUUGUUGCAUUCUGCAAACCAGUACAAGUUUAGCAAUGGAGCGGUACACAGUAGAACAAAGAGUUUACGUUAUUAAGACGUACUUUGAAAAUCGGUCUUCUGUGAUAGCUACAUAUCGCCGAAUUCGUGAUUAUUUUGGCAUACAAAAUCGACCCUCAGAAAGAACCAUGCGUAAAUUCGAAACUACAGGUUCUGUGCAAGAUAUUAGCUCACUCGGUUGAUAAUAUUGGAAGCUGUUCGUCAAAGUGUGGCUGACAAUCCCCAAAUGUCUACUGCAAGGCGUUCGCAGCAGGCAUCAGCAAAACCUCAACAUGGCGAAUUUUGAAAAAGGAUUUGUCUCUCCACCCUUACAAGAUUCAGCUAACACAGGAGUUAAAAGCCAGCAGACCAUGGCCAACGCCGUGAUUUUGCUAACUGGAUCCUACAGAAGAAGCAGAUGAUUAUUUUUACAACAAAAUCAUCUUAAGCGACGAGACCCAUUUUCAUUUCAGCGGUUACGUAAAGAAGCAAAACUGUCGCAUCUGGGACAAUGAAAUCCUAGAAAAAUCCAUGUCACGGUUUGGUGUGGUUUUUGGGCUGGAUAUAUCAUUGGACCUUUCUUUUUUGAAAAUGAAAACGAACAAGCUGUUACGGUAAAUAGGGAGCGAUAUCGAGCGAUGAUUAACGACUUUUUAUGGCAUGAGAUAAGGGACAUGGACUUUAACAAUAUGUGGUUUCAACAGGAUGGUGUGACAUGUCAUACAGCAAGAGAAACGAUGGAUUUAUUGCGUACAAGAUUCGAUGGGAGGAUUCUCUCAAGAAAUGGGGACGUAAAUUUGCUACCUAGAUCAUGCGACUUGACGCCGCUGGAUUAUUUUUUGUGGGGUUAUGUAAAAAGUAAAGCUUACGAAAACAAUCCCCAAACAGUUUAACAGUUGAAAGAGGAAAUUCGACGCAUAAUUCGUGACAUAACACCACAAAUGUGCUCAGAUGUUAUGAAAAAUUUAAACAAAAGAAUUGUUUCCUGCCAGAGAAGUCAUGGUGGCCAUUUGCCAGAUAUUUUAUUCCACGUAUAAUUGUAAAGAUUUAUACUUCAUAUUGCAGUAAAAAAUUGUCAUUUAUGUUGUAAACUUUUGUUUUAUUUAUUAUCAACAUCCGGAAACUCUUGUUGGAACACCCUUUUUAUCCAAUUUUUGUUAAAAAUGGACAAGCAAUAUUUGUCGUUUUAGCCAUCGAUGUAUACUAUGAUUAAACUCCCGAAAUUGCAGAAUUGAGGUAGAUAAUUCUUAAACGUAUAUAAUAUUAGACCUGAAUGAUUGGAAACGCAAUUGAAUCUUAAUCUCCUCGCAACAGUUAUGAACGACUCUAUACAAAAACAGGAAACAGGCUAGUCACUCCUAUAUAUAAAAAAGGCAAAAAAAUUAAUCCCAUCAACUACCGUGCAGUCAGUCUUACAAGCUGUAUCGGUAAAGCAAUGGAAAAGAAAAUUACAAAAGAAGUAACAGAGUUUAUGACGGAACACAGAAUUUUACCAAGCAACCAACACGGAUUUACACCUAAAAGAUCCGUUAUUACAAAUUUCCUAAGUAAAGUAAACCACUGGGCAGCUUGGCAUGACAACAACCGCCAAUUGAUGUGAUAUAUCUUGAUUAUGAGAAUUUCUUAUUCAAUCGGCAGUUCUGCGUAAAAAUAAACUGGCAGCUAUCAAACAACCAUCCAGUAGAAAGUUGAGUGCUACAAGGUUUGGUCUUGGGUCCCCUAUUACUUAUUUUAAGUAACAAAGACUUGUAGAGAAUUGCUAACGAUAAGUAGGAUAAACGGCAAUUAAAGUUAUACUUUAAAGUGGCUGUAAAGUGAAUAUGGCCAAAAAGUUGUCUAAAAACCAUAUGUAAAGCGUUUCCAGGGCGAAAAAAUGUAUUUUGGAGGGUCUAAAAAACCGGGAAAAUGUAUCCUGUUCAGGUGAUGGUGACAUUAUUCUACAAAAUGUGGCUAAACUAUGUUAAGUGGUAUUCAUUUAUCAAAACGGCGUUAAUUAAAUAAAACGAAAAUUGACAAUUUCGGUUUUGCCCAGAUAUCUCGGAAACCGGACCUGAUACUUUUAUUUUGAAAAACCAAUAAAUUCGUCUGGAAAAUACGAAUCUUUUUUCAUUUAAUGCCCAAAGCAUUUAAUUAAAUUUUGUAUAUCAAUUUUAAGAGAAAGCCAAUUGUUUUUGAAUGUACAUAACUUUACUAGCUUAAAAUGUAAAAAUUUCCAAAAAUAGUAGCUUCUAGAAGUAUAAACAUUCGAUGGUUGUAACUAUACAUUACGUAUGGCGAUCAAUUACAUAAACAAAUGAUUUGAGUCAGAAAUGUCGUGAAAAUCAGUGCAAAUUCUCUAUUGAGAUCAGACGUAUUUGUAAUUAUUGCACUUAAAAAAAUCAUUCAAGCUAUGUCAUUAAUCAUCUUAUUUGUGUUUAUCUUUGUACUGUCGAUAAUAUGUGUUGUGGAUACUUAAUAAUAUAUAAAAUUGAAAGAGUCUUAUUAAUAGCCAUUUUUCGAUAAAAAAAGUAUUAAAAAAAUGACUCGAAAACUUAAACCUAAUUAGGGAAAGACGGAGAAUAAUUUUUAAAUCCUAAUCGAUUUUCAGCUCAAUUAAAUAAAAGCGAUAUUUUUGAGAUCGGUAUAUUCGUUUAGUCAUUCUAAAUUAUAUAAACAAAUUAAUAAUAGCCAAUUCAAUAAAAAUUCUUUGGUUUAUCACUAAAAUAAAGCCGAAUAAAAACGCCUUUGACAGCCGACAUUAAUGACAACUGACGAAUGACAGGGGUAACUUUCUAACCUCAAAAUCAUCAAAUCGAGGAUUGUUAUUGUUAAUGACGAAAAAAUAUACUUCUCCCGACAAAUAUCAUCUUUUAUCUAAAAACAACUUAUAAAAUAAAACGAUUCAAAAACUAACCUAACCCACUUAAUUACAAUCUAAUAAAAAAUAUCUUUCUCUGGACAAAAAAUCUGUGUACAUUUUGUUACAAAUAUAACAACGAAAAAUCUACAUACCAAUAAAUUACAAAUUAUAAAAACAACCUAAAAAGCGACAUGACACGGGCGAGGUUACAUUAGUUGACCAUAGUUUCUGGAAUUCGACUGUUUAUCUCCUCCAAGCCUACUUGAUCCUGGUUAAGGGGCAAUGGAAGGC